This is a messenger RNA of Mercenaria mercenaria, 4185 nucleotides long. Its product is annotated as G-protein coupled receptor GRL101-like. Gene Ontology annotation, biological process: G protein-coupled receptor signaling pathway. Gene Ontology annotation, cellular component: membrane. The record is from RefSeq and is a predicted model, not a curated record. The transcript has 6 exons. The coding region runs from base 152 to 1948 and encodes 598 amino acids. Lineage: Eukaryota; Metazoa; Mollusca; Bivalvia; Venerida; Veneridae. Gene Ontology annotation, molecular function: G protein-coupled receptor activity; protein binding.
GAGACUCACUGAAAUAAAGAUGGAAAUUCUUUAGCAAUUUGAAAUCGCUACUUUCUAAUACUACAUUAAUCUGCAGUUUGAUGUUUCAGAAGCAGCAACGGUUUAUUGUCCAAAUGAAUAUAAAUGUUCGGCAAGUAAGACAUGCAUUCCAAUGGAGCAAGUAUGUGAUGGAGAGGCACAGUGUUUGUACGGAGAUGACGAACGUUCUUGUAAAUCCACCUGUCCCGACAAAUGCAAAUGCGCGGAAUACGAAACCGACUGCAGUUUUGCGGACAUAAACAACGAUACUUUGCAAUACUUGCACACAAAUAUCCGUCUGUUGGAACUGAGCGGAAACACUGGAAUCCGAGAAAUACUUCUUCAGCAAUUUGAAGGAUUUCCAUACCUAAUACUUAUGAAUAUCUCAAUGUGUGACAUAAAGGAGAUUGGCAAAAACGUAUUUCAAACAUUGGUUAAUUUGCGGAUCCUAGACCUCAGUUUUAAUAAAGUGUUUCGAAUACCAACUUCAGCCUUUAUUGGACUGCGGAAGCUAAAAGUGUUGAACUUAGCUGGAAACAAGGACAUUCAUUUAUUUGAGCCAUAUUCUAUGAAUGGACUGUCUAGUAUAAGAAGUAUUGAAAUAACCGGUGCACAUAUUUAUAAAAUUUCCUCUCACGCAUUUGACGGUUUAAAUCUUGAUGAACUAAGACUAUCCGAUAACAAUAUACAAGAAAAGGAAGACGACGUAUUUGCUGGCCUGAAUGCGACAGUCGUCGACAUGGAAACAAAUGAAAUAGCAACAUUUAAUCAAGAUUUAUUCCGAGGUUUAUAUGGAGUGACUACAUUAUAUACACCUGCCUUUAAGUACUGCUGUGUUCGCCCUAACUAUUUAGCAGACAAAGACUGUUUUCCUGAAAAGGACGAAUUUUCUUCAUGCGCAGAUUUGUUGCGUGUGUCUGCACUUCAGACCAUGCUAUGGCUUGUCGGAAUACUAGCGCUUCUUGGGAAUAUUCUAUCUGUUAUUUACCGACUCGUCUACGACAGAGAAAGGCUGAAACUUGGUUUUGGGAUAUUUGUGACAAAUCUUGCUGUAGCAGAUUUCCUUAUGGGAAUUUAUCUUAUAAUAAUAGCAGUAGCUGACGCUGCAUACCGGAAAAGAUAUAUAUUUAUGGAUGACUACUGGAGGAAUAGUGUAUGGUGUAACCUAGCUGGAUUCCUAUCCACAGUUUCAUCUGAAGCUAGUGUUUUCUUUCUAUGCCUUAUUACACUGGACAGAAUUUUAGUCAUAAAGUACCCAUUUGGUCAAGUACGUUUUAACACGAAACAUGCUGGGAUCUUCUCAUGCAUUGUCUGGGUGAUUUCGGUGUCCAUUGGCCUGAUACCAAUUUUGUACAAAUAUUACUUUCAAGAUAAGUUCUAUUCCAAAUCUGCCGUAUCCAUUGCUUUGCCGUUGACGAGAGACCGGCCGCCUGGAUGGUUAUAUUCUAUUAUCGUUUUUAUCGGACUAAAUUUUGUGACAUUUUGUUUAAUAGCUUUAGGGCAGGUGAUGAUUUAUUCGGAAAUUAAGAAGACAACAGCAGGUUUACAGCGGUUGUCUACGAAUAAAUGCAAGGUUGGAACAAGACAACGGAGAGAACUUACAGUUGCAAGAAACCUUUUGCUUGUCGUGGCCACUGACUUCCUGUGCUGGUUCCCAAUUGGGUGUAUGGGAAUGAUGGCAUUGUGCGGUCGGGUGAUUCCCGGUGAAGUUUAUGCAUGGACGGCCGUCUUUAUACUUCCCGUAAAUUCUGCGCUAAAUCCCGUUCUUUACACGUUAACAACUAUUCUCGGAAAGAAAAAAUCGCAGGCGCAACAAGACUCUCAUACAGUAUCUUCAGUCGACUCGCAGCACAAGGUCACGAAAAAACGAACAUUCAACAAAUUAUUUCGAAACUUCAUCAUAGAAACCGAUACUCUUAGAAGUUUGUGAGGCUAGAAGAUCUUGGUGACACAGAAAACACCCUCACGUCAAAGGAUGUUCUGACCAUUGUCUUUAAUGUUUCUCGUUACAUUUGCUUGUUGCAUAAAAAUUCACUGAUUGUGGAGAUUAAUGGACGAAGCGUUUAUGUAUGCAUGGAAUCUGACAAGGUUAUUGGAGAUGUACAAAUCAGAGAUGAUCCAUUUGAGUGUUCAUCUAACGAGAUGAGAAAGAAGAAUAUCUACCAACUUGGUCAAGUUAUUCGACUACUCACAGUAAUAUUGCUGAAGACACAGAAACGACAUGCAAAAUGUAUUGAUACACAGAGUGUGUAUAAUAAUGGCACAAAAGAGCAAGACUAGUUGAAGUCUGCAUUAAAGUUUUCGCUAAUUGUGUUUGCUAAUAUGAUACCAUGAUGCCUUUACGUUCCAUAAAAUCUUAUCGUAUGUAGAGUCGUUUGGGUGUAUCUUUAAAGCUUAGAUACUUCUGCGUCUGUAUACCAAUCCAUCGUCAAAACCUUUUGUUGUCUGGCGUCAUAUAAUUAGUGUUUUGUUUAAACUCGGAGAACAUGAGGUUGUUGAAAAAUCUUCAUUUACUCAAUGUACUAAAAUUUGAAAUUUGAUGGGCAGUCAAUUGCGAAGUAAAAUUUCUUGAAAACUAUAAUUAUAUUUUGUCGUUUGAAGUUUGGUAAUCAUAGUUGUCGUGGUAGUAGUAGUAGUUUUAUUUGGCAAAAGUGUACAUAACAUGGCAAUUUAAAACAAAUGACAAAUUGAUACAUAUUAUAAUAAUUGAUGGUAAUAUUUAUAUCUUUACCUGGAGUCAUUUUCAAAAUAUUGGUUGAGCCGGGUGGUAAUAUUUUUAUCAAAAUACUACUUGAGCAUGAAGGUAAUAUUUCUAUAUCUAUCCUGGAGCCAUUUUCAAAAUAUUGGUUGAGCCGGUUGUAAUAUUAAUAUCUAUUCCUUGGGCCAUAACCACAAUAGUGGUAUUAUUUAUAAUGGGCCAUCCUCAAAAUACUGUUUGAUCAUGGUUAUUAUGCAUGGGUCAUAUGCAAUAAAACUGAUUGCGCAUGAUGGAAAUAUUUAUGUCUAUAGCUUGGGCCAUAAGCUUGGUACCCAUAUAUGUGGCUAUAUUCAAAAUACUGAUUGAGCAUGUUGGUAAUAUUUAUUUUUUAUUCCUAGGUCCAUUCAAGUAUUUGGAGGUGUAUACAUCUUAUUUCAGUCUUUAGGUCUAAUAAAUGAAGUUCAUCCUCUUCCUGUGCAACAGAUUUAUUCUGCUACACAUAUGCUACUAUAUAUCAGCUCUUAAAUUUGUAAAACUCCCUUAUUUGUGGACCUGAAAUGUAAGUGCCUCCUCGGCUGUGAGGAUGAGGUAACCUGCCCUAUAGAAUCGAAAGAUUACUGUGGAUAUAAAAAUUCAUGCAAUUUAGGGAAGCCACCCGGCUGGGUUAAGGAGGGUUGAUGGUCCCACCUAUUUGCCUGCUCGUGCCUGAAGUAAUGUGCGAAGGGGCACGUGGGGUCUUCCUAAACAAUCAAAACCUUGAAACUCGACAGAUGACAUGAUUGUAUGGUUGUCACGUUAAACUAUAACCAUUUAGGAAAUAUGACUACUAGUACCAUAGCUCUGUGAUUAUAUGUUCAGUAAAUAGCCAUUUGUGCUUUGCUGUGUGAUGUCAGUACCAGAUUUACUUCAUUGGUACAGAUAUGUUGUCAAAGCAUCGUAACUAUAAUUUUGUAUCACAACAAUUAAAAAUAAAACAUAUAGUCUUUAAACUUGCAUUAGCAUAAAUUAUUAUCAGUCCUUAAUAUUAAGGAAUAGCUAAUAUGUCCUUCUCCCUAGUCGUCAUUUUUUCCAUUUUAACAUAAUUUCAUUUAUAAUUCUGUUUUUAUGGGAACAAAAUGUUAAACUCAGAGUUAUGACGAUGUCAACAUUAAUUAGGAAAUACACGGUAAAUGAAGCUGGUUAAGAACUGGAAUGAGAUAAGAAAUUAAAAAUAAACUUUUCACAAACUUGAAUUACAUAUUUGCAUUUUAAGAAGACUGACAUAUCAAAGACUUUACACGAUACUUCUUUAGAAUAUUCACACUAUUUAAGUGUUUGGUCAUUUGUUUGCAAGCAAUACAUGUUGUCAGAUAAUUCAAUGGUUAAAUGAUUUGUAUUCAAAUGUUUAGAAAUAUUGAAACAGUUCUUUAUUGCAUAGUUUUGUUGUCAGUGUUUUCUGUUUCAACGAGAAUAUUGUUCAUAAUAGGUGU